Molecule: messenger RNA, 2650 nt
Organism: Brienomyrus brachyistius
Lineage: Eukaryota; Metazoa; Chordata; Actinopteri; Osteoglossiformes; Mormyridae
Product: ran GTPase-activating protein 1-like
Exons: 16
Coding region: 141-1919 (592 amino acids)
Biological process (GO): signal transduction; activation of GTPase activity; nucleocytoplasmic transport
Cellular component (GO): perinuclear region of cytoplasm; cytosol; nucleus
Molecular function (GO): small GTPase binding; GTPase activator activity
Source: RefSeq, a predicted model, not a curated record
CUCCCGUCAGCCUUUGCGAAAGUCGCGGUCAAACCGUUGCACGUCGUAACAACGAAGAGUGUGUAAAGCGGCGUGACAUUAAAUAUUCUUGAUCCCAGACUGUUUCGGGCCUUAAAUACCCUCGUUGCAUUUUGGUGACCAUGGCAUCAGAAGAUGUGGCACAGCUGGCUGACUCCCUGGCCAAAACGCAGGUCAGAGAGGGAGAGCUGAGCUACAAAGGCCGGGGGCUGAAGUUUGACAAUGCAAAGUCUGUGGAGGCCCUGGUGCGUGAGGUGGAGGAGUUUCAGGGGUUGCGGGCCUUGAGGCUGGAGGGGAACACAUUUGGAGUGGAAGCGGCUAAGGCGAUUGCUAAAUCUCUGGAGAAAAAAGGGGAGUUUGAGUGCUGUUACUGGAGUGACAUGUUCACAGGGCGGCUGCGAUCGGAAAUUCCCCCAGCCUUGACCUCCCUAGGAGGAGCCUUGAUGACAGCGGGUGCUCGCUUGAAGGUGCUGGACCUCAGUGACAAUGCCUUUGGUCCUGAUGGGGUGAAAGGAAUAGAUACACUGCUCAGGAGCACCGCCUGUCACACCUUGCAGGAGCUGCAUCUCAACAACUGUGGCAUGGGCAUUGGCGGAGGGAAGAUCCUAGCUGCAGCCCUGAUGGAGUGUUACAAACAGUCCAGCGCACUGGGCUCCCCGCUCACACUGAAGGUUUUCAUCGCCGGAAGGAACCGGCUCGAGAAUGAUGGGGCUACUGCUCUCGCUCAAGCUUUUCAAAUGAUGGGAAGCCUGGAGGAGGUGCACAUGCCCCAGAAUGGCAUCAACCACCCUGGGGUGACGGCGCUUGCCAAAGCCAUGCAGUCCAACCAGAAGCUGCGUGUCCUCAACCUUAACGACAACACAUUCACUAAGAAGGGAGCCAUUGCCAUGGCUCAGACUUUAAAGGGACUCCACAGUGUCCAAGUGAUCAAUUUCGGCGACUGCUUGGUGCGUUCUGAGGGUGCGGCCGCCAUUGCGGACGCGCUGAUGUUGGGCCUGCCCAUCCUCAAGGAGCUCAACCUAUCCUUCGGUGAGAUCAAAGAAGAGGCAGCACUAAUGGUGGCUAAGGCUGUGAGGAAUAAAGCCCAUCUGGAGAAGCUGGACCUCAACGGCAACUAUCUGGGGGUGGAUGGCUGUAAAAUGCUGAAGCAGAUCAUGGAUGACAUGAAGAUUGGGAACCUGCUGGGUUCGCUCAGUGAUGAUGAAGGAGAGCUGGAAGAUGAGGAGGAGGAUGACGAAGAGGAGGAAGAAGAUGAGGAUGAAGAAGAUAAGGAUGGUGAAGAUGAAGAGGAGGAAGAGGAGGAGGAAGAAGAGGAUGAAGAAGACAAUAGAUUGAAAGCUGACCAGGAUGUGGAGGCUGAGGAGACCCCAGCCAAGCCCCAGAACACUGUGUCCACCCCGGUGUCGUCCACUCGGCCCCCCGACGUCACUUCUUUCCUCAGCUUCCCCUCCCCCGACAAGCUGCUCAAACUGGGGGCCAAACGGGCGCUGCUCAUUGAACAGCAGGUAGAUAUGCUGGAUGCGGGGAAGACGGUGGAGGCAUUCCUGAAAAUCUCUUCCGUAUACAAAGAGGAGCAUGAGGUCAAGAAGGCUGUGCUGGACACUGUUGAUGCUGUGCUGAGGAAAGCCUUCUCACACCCCAUCAUCCAGAGUUACAGCUUCAUCUCAGCUCUCCUAGUCAUGCUAGGCCUAAUCAAGAGUGAGGAGAAGAUAAAGCCGGUGAAGGUGGUACCCGGUCAUCUGCUGGCCCUGGAUCACGCUGUGCAGCAGGACUAUUUUCCUCGGGAGCAUGUUGCCGUGCUGCAUGCCUUCAUGUCCCGCCGCAGCAAAUCUCUGGAGUCCUGCAGCAGCGCCAGAAACUCUCUCAUGUCCACGCUGGAGCGACUGAGGCCCAAAUGUUGACCAUUAUGUCUCCAGCUCUGUCUAGAAGGCGUGCUUCGACAGACAGACUGCAUCACCCUGUGCACCCUUUACUGUGUUGGCUCUUCCCAGUGUCCUGCCCACUGGAUCGUUACACUGACGUAAAGGAUGACGAUGCUCCACAGACAAACUCAUUGUGUGGCAUAAAUGGACACACACACACAGAGACUGACGCACCCAUGACCAAUCGGGCUUCACUCUCUGAUCUACGGCAGACCCCUGAGGACAAAAAGAACUGGAAAUAUUUCUUUAAACUUGAUAGGACCGUUUUAUGCAACAGGUCAACAAUAAAUUUCCCCCCUUUUGUUACGUGUAAAUAUCUUGAAAAAAGAGGUAAAGGUUUAUAAAUUGGUGAUAAAGGCAUGGUGUCCUGCUACUUAUGCCUGUGAAUUAACAAUAUUCAUUCCAAGGCAUUCAUUUAAAAAAUGUAUAUCUCCAAACAAGGGAGAUUUGUUGAAUGUUAAUGAGCACAUUGGAUAUUUUUUAAAUAGUUGUUAUCGCUUUGUGAGUGAUGCAGGUUGUAAAACACACAAUCAAGACUUUAAUUCUCACAUUUUGUGCCCCUUUUUCUUGUGCCUAUGACCGAUUGUUAAGCUGAUUUGUGAUGUGGGGGCAGUCACGAUGUAUCAGGUAGACUAACGGACACGGCCUCGUUGCGGGGUGCCUUGCAGAUCUGCUUUAACGGCAUCGGAAUAAAACCAUGACGCGGGUAA